Messenger RNA from Wallemia mellicola CBS 633.66, 673 nucleotides. RefSeq lists its product as hypothetical. Gene Ontology annotation, biological process: translation. Bases 22 to 657 code for a protein of 211 amino acids. Gene Ontology annotation, cellular component: ribosome; mitochondrion. The transcript has a single exon. NCBI's taxonomy places the organism in Eukaryota, Fungi, Basidiomycota, Wallemiomycetes, Wallemiales, Wallemiaceae. The record is from RefSeq and is a predicted model, not a curated record. Gene Ontology annotation, molecular function: structural constituent of ribosome.
GAUUGUUGACUAUCAAGGGAUAUGAGAGGAAGUUCAAUUAAUUUUGUUGUAAAAAAGUCGAUAAGGAGGAAAUUGAACGUAAAUUUAUUAGAAGAUGUACCACAGUUAGGUCCAAAGAGUUCAGUCGUUAGUGUAUCACCAGGUUUUAUGAGGAAUACACUCUAUCCAGCGAAGUUAGCCAGUUAUUUAGAUUUUACAUUGGCGGUAUCAAAUAAACCACCUUCUGCGAUAGAUUUAGAGAACAAUAGAUUCCUUAAGAAACAAAAGGUUAGCUCAAAGUUGGUUGAGGCCUUGCAUAAUAUGCCAAUAAACUCAGAAGUAUUGAAACAAGCUCAGCUGGAUUUGUUAGAGAGACUUAACACAUUAGAGAUUGCAUUCAACAGAUCGGUCACUUUAGUCAAUUCAUCAUCUUCAAAUCAAGCGAUCCAUGGUUCAAUUACAGAAAGGGAUAUUUUGGAUAAACUCUCUGAUGAAUUUGAUAUUAAAUUAUCAAACUUUAACGCUGAUAUUGAAAUUAUAGAAACACCUUUGACGACAAAACGCGGUUUACAAACUAUUAUAAAAAAUAUUGGUGAAUACAAAGUUAGAAUAAAAUUUAAUAAAGGAUUAGUUGAUAGAAAUGACGAAAUGAAAAUAAUUGUAAAAUCUUUAGAAUGAAUGCAGUCUUCUCUUU